GUGCCUGCGUGUGUGCGAGUGUGUGGGUUUGAAAAUUUGAAAAGCGACGUGCGCGAGUGCAGCGGGACAGCCGCGCGGUGCAGGUGCCCCGCGGGAAGAAAAAAGGCGAGGAGAGGUGCGCCGCUCCGCUCGCGAACGAGGAUUCGUCACGUGCCGGGAGGAUCCUCCUGGUUGCCGCGUCGUCGGAAACGUCGGCGGUACAGCCCAGCGGAAUGUGGCACGAGAGGCACCGCCGGCACCAUCUCGGAAGCCAUGCCGGCUGACGAGCUCGUGCGUAGCCGACGAGAAGACGGUGGAAGAAAACCGAGCUUGCAGCCGCCUUAACGUACCGAUUGGCCGAUUGCGUCGUCGUUGAUAAGGAAAAGAAGGAGAAGAAGAGAGAGAGGUCCCUCGCGCUGAUCGACCCGAUCAUGCCCUUAGCGAAUCGUUUGUCGUCGCAUAGUUCCACGCUGUGAACCCGACAUGUGAGAGAGUCGCCGCCGCCGUCUGGUGGAGGCCGUCGCCAUGGUGGAGCAACUGGUGUGCAGCAACUCGCUGAGUCCGGGAACGUAGCGCUGAAACGAGCCUUGGUUCACGCAUAUCCCUUCUAGCUUUAAGCAACUAAUUGCGGUCGAGAGGUAUCUCCAAUGUGAAAACCGGCGAAUAGACGUGCCUUUACGUAUUUAGAUUAAAAAGAGCCCGACAAAUUUAAGAGGCAAUUAAUUUUACUGCGAGCGUGUUUUAGAGUGACGAAGGUUAAAUUAGCUUGAAACUUUCCUAAUUGACGAACUGGAUAAUCAAUUCGCGGUGGACUCGGCAUCGCGGGUUUAGAGAGAAAUUUAAUCGUUGUGUGCGUAACAUUCGUGCAGUGUGAUGAAGAGAGGAGUGACAUACUUGAGCACGAAGAAUCUAAAUUGAGGAGAAUUGAACUUAAUGCGUUGUGCGUUAUGUGUGUUACGUGACUUGGCAGCUCGACAAAACAAUCGGUUUCGUCGCAAGACGUGCAACGUGAUGAAGAACGAAGUGACGUCCUCUGACACGAUAACGAAUCUAGUCUGAGGAAGGUCGAAGGUAACGUGCUAUGACACGGCGGAGUCGGUGCGAUUCAGUACUCUCUUCCGUCACGAGGUCGCCAUGUGAGGGUCAGCGCAUCGGGAGAAAAGUGAAGAAGCCUCACUCCGCGUGACAGCAGCGUGUCGAGUAAUGCUGAAGCACAUUCUGACGGGGCAGCCGUCGUCAACGGGCUCCAGGCAUCAUCACAAUGAUUAUCAGACGAGCUCGGGCUCGUUGCACGGCGGGCACCACCAUCAUCACUUGCACAACAGUUCGCUGCAUCAGGAACAGCAGCAGCAGCAACAGCAACAGUCCCAGGCGCAGCCGCAGCAGCAACAGCCACAGCCGCAGCAACAUCUUCAUCAUCACCACUACACCGGAAGCGCCGGGAUACGUGGCGGCGUCAUCGGGCAUCGCGGUAACAACGGCGGGGCCGACGUGUACGAUUCCGUGGCGAGACCGACGGCGGUGUCGAGCGCGCACCAAUCGGCGACGACUCCCUCGUCGACGCACCGGCAUCCGCUGAACCAUUCUCAGCUGAGCGUCAACAACCUGUCGCAACGCCUCAAUCAUUCGCACGCGCUCAACGUGUCGACGCUGUCGACCUCCAAGCACUCGGUCAACAGCGUCAGCCCGGUGGGCGGCGUCAACGGCAACAACGGUGGCGGUAACAACAAUAAUAACAAUCACAACGUCUCGGCGAGCCACUUGGGCCACACUGUCAUCUCGCAGACGAGCGUCUCGCAUCAGGACAGGCCGAAGGCGAACGGCGGCUUCGACAUUUCCAGACUGUCGCGAUUGCCGAGCCAGACCACGCCGUCACCCGCGCCUGCCACAUCCGCGCUUCCCGUCGUGGCCGGCCAGGUGGCCGGUGGGCCGACGGUGAUACCCCUCAACGCCUCCUGGUCGUCAUCCCUGUCCAGGAAUCUCCAUCGGAACGACGAGGCCGGCGUGAAGGAGAUGUUGACGAGCCUCGGAUUGCUCUGCCUGGUAUCUCUACUUCUAGCUCUGCUCUCGGUCAUCUUCCUGCUCAAGAUCUCGCCGCUCACGGUCACGUCCAACAGUCUCAUCAGCCCGGAGGAGUUUGUCAUCGUCUACGAGGUCACCCUGGCGCUGUGCGCCCUCGCCCUGUCCCUCAAUCUCUGUUGCCUGCUGGUCUGCGCCAUACAGUUCCUCUUCGCGGUGAAGCUCGUCAAGACCUCGUACCAGGGUCACCGGAGUAACAAGUACCUGCAAAAAUCGUCCAUCAGCCGCGUGUGCGCCGUCGGGGGUUUCUUCAUUAGCAUCCCCGUCUUCUUAACUGGUAUGAUCCUGUACACGUUCAUCCAGUUCCAUUCGACACCGGCGAUCGUCACGUCGGUCUUCAUCGGCCUCGGCAUCGUGUUCUGCGGAUGCGCCAUGGUCCACAACGUCUUCGUAUGGCAGAAAGAGAAGACGAAUGCGGUAAAGGCGUUUGCCCGCGAGCAAUGCGAGGUCGCGGCCCAGCUGCAGCGACAGCAGCAGCUGCAGCAUCAUCAGCCGCAUCAGCAGGUACACUCGCAGCAUCAAUCGCACCAGCAUCAUCAGCAGCAGCAGCAACAUCACCAUCAUCAUCAGCAGCUGCAACUGCGGCCGACGCUGCACAUGGGCUCGAAGAUCGGUAGCGGCGGCCCGAUCGGUCAUUCGACCGUCAGUCUGGCCCAGCUUAGUCGCGGCCUUCACCAUUCUUAUCAGCAUCAUCCUCACCAGCAUCAUUCUCAUCAACAGCGGCACGUGUCCUCCAUGUCGCCGCCGUUGUUGCUGUCGUCGCCGCAUGCCGCAUCGCAGCACAAUCACCUGACGCAUCGCGGCGGUAUCGCUGUCGCCGCCGCCGCCGCCGCUGCUGCUGCUGCUGCCGCCGCCUCUGUCGCCGUCACCGCCACACCACCAACGACGCCCGGCGACCGGUCGCCACCGAGUCCCAACGGCGGCGGUGGCGGCGGCGGCAGCGGCAAGCUCAACAGGUCGCAGCACUUGCCGCGCGAGACCAGCGGCAGCGUGAGCCCCGGCCUGCCGGCGGCCACGCUCGAUCUGAGCAGUGCCGCUACCACCAACAGCCCGCACGAAUUGUCGACUCUCGUUUAGGAACCUUAAGGGGCCGGUGGAAGGACCCGAAGACAAAAAUCGGAGAAUCUGUUCGGAACUUCUAUUCCUUUGAUCAACGAAAGAGAUUAUCUCCCGGAUCGUCUCAAGUCGAUAUUUAUUAUAAGAAAUAGAUCUAAACUUAUUUAGAAACAAAUUCUUCAAUAGAUAUUGCCUAAAAACAAGGGACCAAAAAUUGUUAAGGCUGUCGCUGUUUAUCUCACGUUGUUAUUAUUGCGUCAUGUUGUAACAUUAUCGGCAUGUUAUCGCGUUAUCAUUGCGGCGUCACUUAGCAUUUAUCCUUUCCUUUGAUGAUAUAGUAUUCCUAGAUGUUGACAAAGGCCGAUGAGAAGUUAUUUACCAGAAUAUCCGCAUCGCUUCGAUAACGAUAUAUUAUCGCGAGUCUUUUGCUUACCGCAUAUAUAAUAUUUAUGAAGCCUUGAAGAAUAUUUAUGAAUCUCGGCGAUUAUUGAAAACACCGUUCAGUUUUGCUGCUAAACAACUUAUUCCAGAUUAAAUAACUAAGGAGAGAAUAAUUUCAAUGAAUUUUUGCACGCAAAAGCGUGAAACAAAGGUGAUUCAAUUGAAUUUAUUUCCUUAAUUUAAGAUAAUAGCUAAUCGCAAUGCAUUUUUCUUUAAUUUACUUUUUAUAAUCUUACAUUGCUGGACACAACUUUUUAAGACAACUUUAAUGAUAGAUUUUAUCGAAAUUACCAUUGCUAUAGAAAUUACGCAGGACGAUCCAGAAUAAUGUUUUUUAGCCGCUAUUACUAGUUUGAAGGUGAUAUUUCAAGAAUGUCGAAGAAUUCCAUUGGAAUUUAUUUCAUCAGUAUCUUUGUUUGUCUAUCCUCCAUGCUAUUCCGGCAAUUGACGACCUUGGAAUUUAUACUCUCAAAGCCACUGACCAUGUUUAUAGCCCGGAUCGUUAAACCAGUAUUACUCGAGUCAUAAGGUUUUUUUUUAUUUCUCUCCCGUCGGGGUGCAUAGUUCUCUUGUAUAGUCAAAGUCGGAACUGUCUUAAUCCUGCUAGUAUUGUAGCUAACAUGAUUUAAUGAUUGGUCAAUAGCGCUACUUCUUGUUGGCCUUGAUGAGCUACAUAUUUCUUGUUUAUCGCUAAUUACAAUUUUCUCAGGCAGGUUCCGCUUGCUUGAAUUUUUUAUCGAUGCGUUCGGGGAUACCGUAUGCAUAUAAAUGUUUACAUAUACUUAUUGUACAUACUGUUCUCAGAGAUUUUACGCCACGUUGCUGCAAUGCGACAAUCAUUUCGAUUCCCCGAACGAAACUUGCCGAUUUAUGCUUUAUUUACGACUGGUAUAUCCUGCUAUAACCGAGAGCAGCAGCAACAGGUUCCUGUUGCGUAACGUCGACAAAAAAAGAAUUCCUCUUACCGAAUACGUGCUACAUUUCGCUCUUCGUAAGUAUCCUUUCUGGUUAACACGACAUUCAGUAUCGGACAAUCAAAAAUUCGUGCAGUUUCCAAUGAUAAGAAUAAAACUUUAAUUUUUUGCCUUUUACAAACAGAUUUUUAUUUAAAAACAUAUUUAAAAUAAUUUUUUAUAUUAGAUAUAAUUUAUCAAAACACUGCACAGAAUUGUAUCUUCAUGCUUUUCGAGUCCCGAGUACUACGAUUGAAAUAUUCAACAGUGUACGUACUUUCGAAGCCUCAGAGAUCCUCGACGAAAUGAGAAAUUGGCACGAAUGUGAAUCUUGCCAUGUGUUUUUUUUUCAAUUAAUAUUAUUAUUAUUUGUACUUAUCUCUUGCAGAAUCUCUAGUCCUAGAUUAUUUUCGUUCGCAUGUGUGCGUGAAAGCAUAAGAGUUUAGAAUUCCGGUUAUUGUAUAAUUACGCAGCUGAUUGUUAGCGAAUACGGUUGCUUGCACUAGUGAGCACUGAGUGCACACUAAGGCCUGUUUAUAAUCA
This is a messenger RNA of Vollenhovia emeryi, 5051 nucleotides long. RefSeq lists its product as uncharacterized. NCBI's taxonomy places the organism in Eukaryota, Metazoa, Arthropoda, Insecta, Hymenoptera, Formicidae. The transcript is spliced from 5 exons. The record is from RefSeq and is a predicted model, not a curated record. The coding region runs from base 1183 to 3135 and encodes 650 amino acids.